GUUGGACCUGCUCCGUGCAAUAAGUUCCCCAAGCACCGACACCUGCGAAGAACGAAAAAGCCCCAAUAGAUCUUCCCUUCUACCCUUCCUCUUCUUAGCUCCUCUUUCCCCAAACCGAACUACUCGUAAACCCCCCAGCACACCACCAUGGCCGCCGGAGAAGGACGCAUAGAGAAGGUAUUGAGGUCUCUCCAAGACCCGGAUGUCGGCCGAAUUGUCCUCUUCAGCAUGAACGGAGGGGUUGGGAAGACAUGGACUGCGAGGCACGCCAUGCGCCGAGCCAUGGAUGCCGAUCUUUUCGACAUCUUCGUCUGGGUCAACCUGUCCGUCGAUCUCAAUUGGAGGUAUGCCCAAAGGAGGAUUGCGGAGAAUCUUUUCAUUCCGAUUCCCACUAACCGUGCCGAUGGCGAGGGAGCUGGAGAGAUUGUCUCGAUGAUCAGGCACGAAAUUUGGAGAAUUCUAUCGGAGAAGCGGUUCUUGCUGGUGCUGGAUGAUGCAUGGUUGGUAGAGGGUGAUGUUUUGGAUUUAAUGGGAGUUCCGUGCCCUGGUCCAAAGAACCUUUCCAAGGUCAUAGUUACCACGAGGUCGACACGGACCUUUGUAGUGAUGGAGCCCGCCGUGGUGUUUGAGCCAGAAGCUCUUCCUGCGAAGGAAUCCUGGAGUUUGUUUUGCGACGUGGCGGGUGAAUCAUUCACUUCACCUGCAGUCCACUCGGUUGCGCAAAGCGUAAGGGCCCAGUGCUCCGGCGUGCCCCUCCUGAUCAUUUUGAUUGGAGGAGCCCUGAGAGAAACAAAGGCCGCUUGGUUACUUAGGGCUCUAUUGCAGCAGGCCUUGUCAGCAUUGAGAGCUGACGCCGAGCAGUUAACGUUUCAGACCAUGUAUAGGGUGGUAAAAUUUUCUUAUGAUGCUUUGUCCAGUGAUUCGAUGAAAGAUUGCUUCUUGUACUGCACGUUCUUUGCAGGGGGCAGGGAUAUCAAUUCGGAGGAGUUGAUUCGACAUUGGGUAAUGGAAGGCUUCAUUCAUGGGUAUGACUGCCUACACGAAGCUUACAAACAGGGGAGAGUGGUGCUCGAGGAGCUUGUGAAUCGUGGUGUUCUUAUUAGAGAGAGUGGCGAUCGCGUUAGCGUGCACGAUGUGGUCAGAGAAGUGGCACGAGAAAUCGCAAGCGCAAGCGGUAGAACCUCCUAUGAGAGGGGCGGAAUGGAUCUAACUGCUCCACCAAGUGAGUUUGUGUGGAGAAGCUUCAGGUGGAUCUCACUGAUGGACAACUUACUAAGAAAGUUGCCCGAAUGCCCCAAGUGCAACAACCUCUCGACCUUGCUGCUCAAAGGAAAUCAAGUCCUAACUCAAAUUCCAGAUGCAUUUUUUGAUCACAUGGAGAAGCUUCGAGUUCUCGACCUUUCAUACACUGGUAUUCGAUGGCUGCCGACUUCCAUCUCCAAAUUACUCGGCCUCCGGGUUCUGCUUCUACGAGGUUGCCAGUCUCUAGAGAGUGUAAUGGAGUUGCAUACACUCGAAAAGCUUGAGGUGCUUGAUCUUUCUGAAACCUCAGUUCCAUCAUUACAGUUUCUCGGUAACCUUGCCAACCUUCGUCACCUCUUACUGAGGUGCCAAUGCAUUAACUCAGAGCUCCACUUGGAAGUUCUAACGAUGCUGGAGGAACUUGACCUUUCAGGCACAACACUAGUUGAAUUCCCUUAUGAGAUCUCUAAACUGACCCAGCUAAAGCGCGUCGAUCUGUCUGGAACGAGGUACACGAGGCGACUCAAUUGGGAAGCCUUGCAGUGGCUACCUGAAAAUCUGAAUUGGGACAAUUGCGGUGUCUCUGAUACCCCAAUAGAGCUGGUCAGGGAAGAUGGAGGAGUCUAUGUGGCCGUUGGUAACUCUGACUUGCUCUUAUCUUUGGACAAAAACUCCCAGCUCUGGGAGAACUGGUUCAGGAAAUUUCAUUUUUAUGUGUGUCCUUCAGAGAGGAGCAGCUUGGAGAAUGAUCUUCGUUUCCAAAGGAAGCAAUUUAUCUUUCGAGACAUCUACUUUGAGUCCAGGCACUUUGCUCAUUCUGUGGAACACACAAAAUUUUUAGAGAUUUGUGGUGUUAGUAGCUAUCCCGAAGGCAUUGAAGGUGUCCUGAACAAUGCAGAGCUGCUUUUUUUGAACAACAAUGCGUUCAUGAAGAAAUUGUCUGAUUUGGGUUUCGAACAUAUGAAAGUAAUGAAGGAGUGUUGAAUUGAGAGAUGCGAUCAAGCAGAGGUGGUCUUCAGGGGAGACGAUGUGCAAAUAAUUGUUGCAAUUGGCAGACUGGAGAACCUGUGGAUUUCUAACCUUGCAAACUUGAGGCAUUUAUGUGAAGGAAUGGAGAGACUGAUGAGCUUCUCAUCGCUGAAACAUUUACAUGUGGAUUGCUGUCCUAACAUUGUAAGCAUGUUCUCCUCAGCACUGCGUCUAGAAAAUCUUGUAAGUCUUCAGAUUAAAUUUUGUGACAAGUUGGAAAGUGUGUUCGGAGAGUCAGUGGCGGGUCAAGAGAUGCUUCCGCGCCUGCGAACUUUGCGCCUAUGGGAACUACCAGAGCUCAAAAGCAUCUGUGAAGGACACCUACCGUCACUGAAAAUGAUGAAAAUGAAGGAAUGUCCGAAGCUGAAGAAGCUUCCACUUGAUGCAAACGACAUAAGACCGCUAGUGGAGAUCAGAGGAGAACGGUGGUGGUGGAAUAACUUAAUGUGGGAAGAUGAGAGGGUCCAGACUUCAUUACACUUUAGAAAUUGGGGUCUCUUUUGAAACAUGAAGCAGCGGUUGAAGUAGAAGUCCUCAUGAAAAUUGGUUGCUGACAAAGUCUUUGUUUUUAUUUUUUAUUUUUUAUUUUUUAUUUAUGAUAAGGGAGGUGAGAUGCCACCCAAUUUUAUCUAUGGUUGCUGACGAAGUUAUUGUUUAAUUUAUGUAUUAUGUGUUCUUUUAUUCUCUUUGAGAUAAUCCAUCGCCAUAUAUUUAUUAUA
Molecule: messenger RNA, 2990 nt
Organism: Elaeis guineensis (African oil palm)
Lineage: Eukaryota; Viridiplantae; Streptophyta; Magnoliopsida; Arecales; Arecaceae
Product: disease resistance protein At4g27190
Molecular function (GO): ADP binding; protein binding
Source: RefSeq, a predicted model, not a curated record